Molecule: messenger RNA, 642 nt
Organism: Helianthus annuus (common sunflower)
Lineage: Eukaryota; Viridiplantae; Streptophyta; Magnoliopsida; Asterales; Asteraceae
Exons: 1
Coding region: 1-642 (213 amino acids)
Source: RefSeq, a predicted model, not a curated record
AUGUCGGGCAUUCAUAAACCCAAACAACACUUUAAUCUCAACACCUCCUCGUCUCCCCUCAUCUCUCCUAUUCCUAAAAAUCCCUCCAAAGCUCUGUCCAAUCCCGACUGGAAAAACGCCAUGAACGACGAGUAUCGGGCCCUUAUUGAAAACAAGACAUGGGAACUAGUACCAAAGAAACUGGACAUGAAUAUAGUCCGUACUAUGUGGGUUUUUCGACACAAAAAGAAGGCAGAUGGGACACUUGAACGAUAUAAAGCUCGUCUCGUUUGUGACGGGCGUUCUCAACAGGUAGGUGUCGAUUACGGGAAAACAUUUAGCCCGGUUGUCAAACCGACAACAAUUAGAACGGUUCUCACACUUGCAUUAUCCAACUCAUGGCCAAUUCAACAAUUGGACGUAAAAAUGCUUUUCUCCAUGGACAUCUUCAGGAGACGGUCUUUAUGCACCAACCUAUGGGGUGUAGAGAUCCAAAUUAUCCACAACAUGUGUGUCUACUCAAGAAGUCUUUAUACGGCCUUAAACAAGCACCGCGUGCAUGGUAUCAACUUUUCGCCGAGUAUGUUUCAAAAAUGGGGUUUCGACAUAGCCAAUGUGAUCGCUCAUUAUUUAUCUUCAAAGAAGACAUUCACAUGGCCUUAA